This is a messenger RNA of Camelus dromedarius (Arabian camel), 2047 nucleotides long. It is a transcript of the gene PAOX, whose product is annotated as polyamine oxidase. The coding region runs from base 144 to 1271 and encodes 375 amino acids. The record is from RefSeq and is a predicted model, not a curated record. The transcript is spliced from 5 exons. Lineage: Eukaryota; Metazoa; Chordata; Mammalia; Artiodactyla; Camelidae. Gene Ontology annotation, molecular function: polyamine oxidase activity.
UCCGGCCCCGCCCCGCGACCCCCAAACGCCUCCAGUCUCCUCCCCUCUCCCCGCCCCGCUUCGCUGGCCCGCCUCUGGUCUCCUCCCCGCUCCCUCAGCGCGGAGCCGCGGGGACGCGCGGGGACUGGUACUGGGACAGCGCGAUGGAGUCGAGAAGUCGCAAGGCGGAGGCCCCGGGCAGUGGGCCGCGGGUGCUGGUGGUAGGCGGCGGCAUCGCGGGGCUGGGCGCGGCGCAGAGGCUCUCUCGCCACCCGGCCUUCUCGCACCUGCGGGUUCUGGAGGCCACAGCCCGCGCCGGUGGCCGCAUCCGUUCGGAGAGCAGCUUCGGUGGUGUGGUGGAGGUUGGCGCUCACUGGAUCCAUGGCCCUUCCCAGGGCAACCCCGUCUUCCAGCUGGCUGCUGAGUUUGGGCUGCUGGGCAAGAAGGAGCUGUCAGAGGAGAACCAGCUGAUCGAGACCGGAGGUCAUGUGGGCCUGCCCUCUGUGACCUACACCAGCUCGGGGGGAAGUGUGAGCCCUGAGCUGGUGGCGGAGAUGGCCGGUCUGUUCUAUGGUCUCAUAGACCAGACCAGGGAUUUCCUGCACGCGACCGAGAACCCGGUGCCCAGCGUUGGGGAGUUCCUCAAAAAGAGGAUCCAUCAGCGCAUGGCCUGCUGGACAGAGGACGAGAAGACCAAGAAGCUCAAGCUGGCCAUCCUGAACAGCCUCUUCAACCUGGAGUGCUGCGUGAGCGGUACGCACAGCAUGGACCUUGUGGCCCUCGCGCCUUUCGGGGAGUACACUGUGCUGCCAGGGCUGGACUGCACCUUUGCUGGGGGCUACCAGGGGCUCACGAGCCGCAUGAUGGCCUCCUUGCCCGAGGAUGUGAUGGUUUUUAACAAGCCUGUGAAGACUGUUCACUGGAAUGGGUCCUUCCAGGAAGCCUCUGCUCCUGGGGAGACGUUUCCGGUGCUGGUGGAGUGUGAGGAUGGAGACUGCUUCCCGGCACAUCAUGUUGUUGUCACCGUGCCCUUAGGUUUUCUGAAGGAGCAUCUGGACAGCUUCUUUGAGCCUCCGCUGCCCAGUGAGAAGGCAGAAGCCACCAGGAAAAUAGGCUUUGGGACCAACAAUAAAAUCUUUCUGGAGUUUGAGGAACCCUUCUGGCAGCCGGACUGCCAGUACAUCCAGCUGGUGUGGGAGGACACGUCGCCCCUGGAGGAUGCCACCCUCAAGCUGCAGGACGCCUGGUUCAAGAAACUUAUUGGCUUUUUGGUCCUGCCUGCCUUCAAAUAACUGCGGGUGUUCUUUGGUGCUGCGCCAGGACUCAGGAGGUUGAAGGCAGUUCUGUAGAGGUCAGCUGCAGUGUGGAGCCUGAAACCAUUUGGUGGAUUUUGCAUCUUACUCUGCCUCUGUUUGUCUGUCUCGCCCUUUGAAUGGUCUUUAACCCACCCACGUUUCGGUCAUUCGGAAAGGAAGGAUUCAUGUAGUCUUCCAAGUGUUGAAACAUUUCACCGUACAAUGUGAAUAAUUAAAUUUAUUACCAUCACCCCUGGUCCCAGAAAAGUCUGCGUUGGGCCGGCUGAACUGUUGGUGGCAGAGGCAAGCUUCUAAAAUUCUAAUUUUUGCUCGAGAGCCUCAGUUUUGUCAUCAGCAAUAAAUACUUGCUGUUGUUUUCCUUGUAAGAGACACACUCUGCUCAUUUUUGAGAAAGUGUCUGCCAGAUACCCAGGCCAUUUGUGAAAGAUGCAGUGGUCCACUGGCGGCUCACGUGUGCCCGGUCCCCCCCAUCCUGCCACGUGGGGUGUUAGAAAGACUUGCUCUCAAGGCUCAGGACUUGAUGCGGCUGCUUCGCGGUAUGCCCUGCCACGAGCGGGGCGCUCCCCUGCGCGUGGGUCUGCUAGCGGGCUUGUGCCGAGGCCCCGGCUCUGCUGAGGGCGGCUGUUCCCACCACGACUCCUGAGCACCGGGCAGAUGUCGGAUGGAAACGGCAGACCUGGGAGUCUGACCAAGCAGGCCCUGGGAGGGUACUCCGGGAGUGGUGCCACACUUGGGAGCCCAGCGCUGUUCUC